UGAGGUGAACUUUGAUGUUCAAAACAUCGAAGCACUCAAUGUAUCACCAAACAAUACACAGCCAAUGGCGGACAGAGACAACAAGGAAGAUAACAUGUCAAUCGCGUUCUCUACCGGACUAUGCAUUGCAGAGAUAAAUUUUGACAUUGAAAACACAGAAAAGGUAUCUGAUUCAUCAGACUACCUAGAGCCAAUUGAAUUAGAUUCUGGAACACACACACUGCAAGACGAGAAAACCGACAUUGAAACAUACGAAACAUUGCAAAAUGUCACCGACACCAUGGUUAACAUUCCCAACAUUGAGACCGCCAAUGAAUAUUCCAUUCAAGGUGAAGAUGCUGGUUUCAAUAUUUGUUUGGCAGAUCUGAACAACUUCCAAGAUAUUUUGUCAGAAGUUGAAUAUAUGGAAGAAUCUAUAUUAGACAUCGGGUAUUCCUCAAGCAAAGAAUACGAACGAUUGAGGACGUCUACAGAGAUCGUCAUGAAUGCACCGGAGGAAAAGCACAGGGAAGAAACAACAGUCAUGUCUGCUGAUACAGGACUCAAUGUUUGUUUUGCAGAACUGCAAAAUUUUGAACAACUGCUCUUAGAAUCUGAGACAGUGGAAGAGACAGCAUCGGACAAAUCACAUGAAAGUCAUUAUGACACAAUUAAGAUCGACGUCGACGUCAACCAUAGCGAUGAUUCUGACACCAUUUCUGAGUGAUCACAGAGAUGACAUCCUAAUGGCCGGGUAUAAAGAGAACCAUCUAGCGAAUUUUAUGAAGAUAUCCAUCAAAAGACAUGGUAUGCAGA
Molecule: messenger RNA, 795 nt
Organism: Ostrea edulis (European flat oyster)
Lineage: Eukaryota; Metazoa; Mollusca; Bivalvia; Ostreida; Ostreidae
Exons: 2
Coding region: 65-706 (213 amino acids)
Source: RefSeq, a predicted model, not a curated record